Messenger RNA from Fonsecaea erecta, 1347 nucleotides. RefSeq lists its product as hypothetical. NCBI's taxonomy places the organism in Eukaryota, Fungi, Ascomycota, Eurotiomycetes, Chaetothyriales, Herpotrichiellaceae. The coding region runs from base 1 to 1347 and encodes 448 amino acids. Gene Ontology annotation, biological process: L-homoserine metabolic process. The record is from RefSeq and is a predicted model, not a curated record. Gene Ontology annotation, molecular function: homoserine O-acetyltransferase activity. The transcript has 3 exons.
AUGCGUACUCCAUCAGGGCACAUCGUCAGCUCCAGCAGCGCCCCUCAUUCGAUGCAAUCAAGACUCCCCAACCAGCUGUACACCACCAUUGAUGAGUUUAAAUUGGAAUCCGGAGCAAAACUGAAGGAUGUUACCAUUGCCUUCACCGUUAGCGGUCGUCUGAACCCGCUCGGCACCAACGCCAUUCUAAUUUGCCAUGCUCUGUCCGGCACUGCUGAUGUUGCGGACUGGUGGUCGUCCCUCUUCUCACGGCCCAGAUCAGCCUUAGACCUCACGAAGUUCUGUGUUAUAUGCUGCAACGUCUUGGGCAGUCCUUAUGGCUCUUCAAGUCCUCUUUCCAUCAAGCCUGGUAGCACAUCGUGCUACGGAAGCUCUUUCCCGAAGACGACAAUCCGAGAUGAUGUUCGGAUCCAGAAGCAUGUUAUGGAUAUUCUGGGUGUACAAUCAAUCUACUGCAUAAUUGGUGCAAGCAUGGGUGGUAUGGUUGCGAUGGAAUGGGCGUUACACCAUGGUCCCCGCUAUGUCCGAUCAGUAGUCCUGAUCUCAACCGCCGCGAGACAAAGCCCGUGGGCCAUAGCAUGGGCCGAGAAUCAACGUUCGACCAUCAAGUCUGAUUCAAGAUGGCGUGGAGGCUGCUACGGCGACGAUCCUCCCGUAGCUGGUCUGGCGGCUGCGCGUAUGGCAGCCAUGCUAUCGUAUCGGACAUAUUCGUCCUUUGAGAAGCGAUUUGGAAGACGCCAGAUAGAUGUCAAAGUCCUCGAAAGGGGACCCUGCAACGGAUAUCGGUCUGGACAGAUCGGGACAUGCACAGAUGUCGGCGAUAUUGAGGCCGAGGGCAACCCAUCUCCGGUAUUCCUGGCGCAGAGCUACCUGUGGUAUCAAGGCGAGAAAUUCAACAGACGCUUUGACGCCAACUGCUACGUCCACAUCUUGGACAAGAUCGACACACACGAUAUCUCCAGAGGUCGCUGUCCACACUUGUGUCCGAGCGAAGCCAUGAAGGAGGUCCUGAAAGGGAUGAAGCAGCGCGCCCUCGUGAUUGGUGUUGCCUCAGACGGCCUCUACCCGAUCCAGGAGCAAAUGGAGUUGUCAGAGCACAUUCCAAAUGCACAGUUUGCCUGGAUGGAAAGUGAUGACGGACAUGACGGAUUCCUGCUUGAGGGGGAGCAGAUGAACAAUCUCCUGCAGCUCUUCUUCGACCGACAGCCGCUCGUCGAAGAGGUACCGACCUGCUGGAAGGCGACCAGGAUCCCGAACAUCAGUCCCGGUGAGACUAACCAUUGCUUAGAAACUGUGCAGUAUGCAGUUGAGACGACAGAUAUCAUGUCUUAUGUAGGGGACUGGUAG